AACCCCCUGAAGAACCCCUUCAAUCCUUCACUGGUCAACGCACCGUUUCGUACAACAAAUCCAUUUCCAUCGCCACACAAAAGCGUAACAAAGACUACCCAAUGGCUGCACUACCAAAUCUCACCGGACUUCAGAUCGAGGCGACGUCGUUUCCACCGUCAGUCAAACCCCCAGGCUCCGCCAACACACUGUUCCUCGGCGGCGCAGGGGCGAGGGGGCUGGAGAUUCAGGGGAACUUCGUGAAGUUCACUGCGAUUGGCGUGUACUUGGAGGAUAAGGCCGUGCCUCUGCUCGCCGUUAAGUGGAAGGGCAAGACCGCCCAGGAGCUGACGGAGUCCGAUGAGUUCUUCAGAGAGAUCGUUACAGGUCCAUUUGAGAAAUUCACACAGGUGACAACGAUACUGCCACUAACCGGCAAGCAAUACUCGGAGAAGGUUUCGGAGAAUUGCGUUGCGAUUUGGAAAUCAAUCGGAAUUUACACUGAUGCAGAAGACAAGGCCAUUGAGAAGUUCCUUGAGGUCUUCAAGGAUCAAAACUUCCCACCUGGCGCCUCUAUCCUUUUCACACAAUCUCCCAGUGGAUCGUUAACGAUUAGCUUCUCCAAAGAUGCAUCCAUACCAGAAGCCGGGAACGCGGUGAUAAAAAACAAACUGCUUUCGGGGGCAGUUCUAGAGUCGAUCAUCGGAAAGCAUGGGGUUUCUCCUGAAACAAGGCAGAGUGUAGCUGCGAGGUUCUCUGAAUUGUUGAAGUAGAGUUGUGAUUAUGAGGCCGGAAAUGGGAUAUUGGAAACCCAGGUGUAGAAGAGAAAUGGUUAAUGUUGGAUGGAAACUGGGAGAGGAGAAAUAAAAGUUUACGAGUGAUGUUCUUCUGUAUUUUGUGAAUUGUCUACAUAUAAUCUAUGAAGCUAUGAAAGUGCUCUGUCUUGUUUAAUCUUAAGAAAAUUAUCAUAUUUAUGACAAGUAACAGUGUUGUUUUGUCC
This is a messenger RNA of Prunus mume (Japanese apricot), 979 nucleotides long. RefSeq names its product chalcone--flavanone isomerase. NCBI's taxonomy places the organism in Eukaryota, Viridiplantae, Streptophyta, Magnoliopsida, Rosales, Rosaceae. The record is from RefSeq and is a predicted model, not a curated record. Gene Ontology annotation, biological process: flavonoid biosynthetic process. Gene Ontology annotation, molecular function: chalcone isomerase activity.